Messenger RNA from Wallemia ichthyophaga EXF-994, 222 nucleotides. RefSeq lists its product as uncharacterized. The coding region runs from base 1 to 222 and encodes 73 amino acids. The record is from RefSeq and is a predicted model, not a curated record. The transcript is spliced from 2 exons. Lineage: Eukaryota; Fungi; Basidiomycota; Wallemiomycetes; Wallemiales; Wallemiaceae.
AUGUCGCCUGGGUUUUUGAAGCACGCCAAGAGAUCAGAUAGUAGACCUGCUGAGAGCUUCUUUGGGUAUCUCACUGGUUUCCUCGGUUACUUUACAUCUGCUGUAGAGAUACCUGUACAGAAGCUUGGUGAAAGCAUGGUGUUAGCUGGAUUAAAGCAGCUUAAAGAGAAAUCUAACAAGACCAUAUUCGUAUCCAACAAAGAAGCCCUGAACCUCAAUUGA